GCCUGUCACAACCAACAACACCACCUGUCCGUGAAAAGUUUGUCUUGAAUCAUACCGGAGCUUCUGCAAACACAUCCCUUCAUGUAAACAAGGCUUUAAGCCCGUCACAACCAACAACACCAGCUUCGCCUAACCAAAUCAAUGGUGAUAUCUUACCUCCAUGCCCGCGCAAGAAGAGGACCGGGAAGAGCCCUCUGGGAUCAAAUGGAAGGGCCGAUGAAGCGAAACCUACAGAUAUUUCUAUUAAGGAGAAUGGCGUGGCGGGUCCUUCUGGUUUAAAGAUACCGAUGCAACAUGUUCAAAGUAGAUCUGCAACGAAGCCGCCAAAGCAUCGACGCGGAGCGAUUUCAUUGUUUCGUGAUCAUAUUUGUGAGCAGAGGAAGCGCCGGCUUGAAGCUUCUGAAAUGGAAGAAGGGAAAAGGAUAAAAAUCAAGGAACUCAAUUCCAUUCAGGCGCCCAUUGGAGUUUCUUAUGGACCUUCUAGUGUUGGGGGGAAAAGGAGAUCUUUUCCUUCGGCUGUAGCUUGUAAUCGUGAUAAUGGCGAGCUGUACAAUUCCGAGGAUUUAAAAAGGUCGAUGGAAAGAGUAGCAGAAGCACAAGGAAUAAAGGUGACGUUGGGCUGUGCUGAUUUACUGAAUAUAGCAUUGAAUGCUCAUUUAAAACGUAUUUUAAAGUUUACUAUUGAGCUAGCAAGGGGCAGAUCAAUGCACAAGCCAACAAAAGAUCCUGUUUUGAGGCAACAAUUUAAUGGCAGACCACUCAAUGGUAUUUGGGCUGGAAAUCACAUGAAAUUACAAAACGGUUUAGAGUCUAUGAAUGUCAACAAUGUUCAUAGGAACCAGUACAUGAUUUCCAUGCAAGAUUUUCAGGCUGCAAUGGAGCUGAAUCCGCAACAACUCGGUCACAACUGGCCGUCACUACUUGAGAGGAUAAGCCUCCAUUCAUUCAAAGAAUAACAGAACUCCGAGCCAAAUUUCUGAGGGUGGAAACCUCUUCAUUUAACAGUUUCGGUUUGAUUUUUUUAUUCGUUGAUUGAAUGUUAGUUCCUUGCAUUAUUAAUGUUUCUUAGCCAACCAUUGCGGCACCAGAAACAAGAAGGACAAGUGACCAGAGGAUACAUAAUUUGGCUCAUUUGCUGUAUAAUAAUGCCAAAGCUUGAAGCUUUGCAUGUAAUUAACG
Phalaenopsis equestris is the source of this 1179-nucleotide messenger RNA. RefSeq lists its product as uncharacterized. NCBI's taxonomy places the organism in Eukaryota, Viridiplantae, Streptophyta, Magnoliopsida, Asparagales, Orchidaceae. Gene Ontology annotation, molecular function: transcription coactivator activity. The record is from RefSeq and is a predicted model, not a curated record. Gene Ontology annotation, biological process: regulation of transcription by RNA polymerase II. The transcript has a single exon. Bases 288 to 956 code for a protein of 222 amino acids. Gene Ontology annotation, cellular component: SAGA complex.